This is a messenger RNA of Nymphalis io (European peacock), 1172 nucleotides long. RefSeq names its product cuticle protein 19.8-like. Lineage: Eukaryota; Metazoa; Arthropoda; Insecta; Lepidoptera; Nymphalidae. The transcript is spliced from 7 exons. The record is from RefSeq and is a predicted model, not a curated record. Bases 13 to 1077 code for a protein of 354 amino acids. Gene Ontology annotation, cellular component: extracellular matrix.
UACAGCAUCAACAUGUACUUCAAAAUUGUAGCAGUCAGCAUUCUUGUGGCAGUCUGCCAUGCAGGUAUCAUAGAUGAGGGACACGGCCAUGCCGUCUCAUCGCAGAGCAUUGUCCGUCACGACCAGCCCACUCAUGGAGCUACACACUACGCUCCUAUUGUCUCUCACACUGCUCCCGUCUUGACCCAUGCUGCCCCAAUUGUUCACCAUGCAGCUCCUCUUCUCCACUCCGGCCCCAUUGUUCAACAUGUCGCCGCGGUAUCCCACUCAGCACCCAUUGCCCUCGGUCAUGCUGCAGAACAUAUUGAAGACCACGCACCAGCACACUACGAAUUCUCUUAUUCCGUCGAAGACCCUCACACUGGUGACCACAAAUCCCAGCACGAAAGCCGCGAAGGAGAUGUUGUAAAAGGCGAAUACUCACUGGUCCAGCCUGAUGGCGCCGUAAGAACCGUCGAAUAUACCGCUGACGCCCACAACGGUUUCAACGCUAUCGUGCACAAUUCCGCCCCAUCAGCCCAUGCUGCUCAAACUCAAGCAGAGCACGCAGGCUCCGUGGUCCACGCCGCGCCCGUUGUCCACGCCGCGCCCGUGGUCCACGCCGCGCCCGUGGUCCACGCUGCUCCCGUCGUCCAUGCUCCCAUUGUUCAUGCGGCUCCAUUGGUUCACGCUACUCCCGUGAUCCACGCGACACCUUACCUAGCCCAUGCCGCAGUCAUCCUUUCCGUCGUGGCGGUAGCAGCCGCUGGUGUAUUGCACGGUUACGGUGGUGACAGCUAUGGCCACGAAGCCGUCGCGUACGCACCGGUUGCCCAGCUGGCCCACUACGAGGGCCAUGAUGAACAUGUCGACUAUCACGCUCAUCCCAAAUAUGAUUACUCAUACUCUGUGUCGGACCCCCACACUGGUGACCACAAGGAACAGCACGAGGUUCGCGAUGGAGACAUCGUAAAAGGCGAAUACUCCCUUCUCCAACCUGAUGGCUCCUUCCGUAAAGUCACCUACACCGCUGAUGACCAUAAUGGUUUCAACGCGAUCGUCCACAACACAGCGCCCGUCCACGCCGAGUACCACUAAUUAUAACUGGCUCAAUGCCCCCUUCAUGUGAUAUUAUGUGUACCUUUUAUACUUAUAGAUAGUCUUUAGUCGACAACGAACGUUUUAAAUAAGAC